Molecule: messenger RNA, 2747 nt
Organism: Mytilus californianus (California mussel)
Lineage: Eukaryota; Metazoa; Mollusca; Bivalvia; Mytilida; Mytilidae
Product: testis-expressed protein 264-like
Exons: 3
Coding region: 19-1125 (368 amino acids)
Biological process (GO): protein-DNA covalent cross-linking repair; reticulophagy
Cellular component (GO): nucleus; endoplasmic reticulum membrane; autophagosome membrane
Source: RefSeq, a predicted model, not a curated record
CAUUGUUUUUGUGGGAAAAUGGCGGAAGUUGACAUGAUUAUUGGUGUUUUGAUAAUUUUUGUUGUAUUUCUAUUAUUUCUAACAAUUAUUGCAUUGCUUUAUGUAUCUGGGCUUUUCCACACAAUUGAAAUAGGCACCGGAAAGCCACCAAUAGGACAAGUCACUAUAGCAUACAAGUUUGUUAGAGGACCUUACAAAGAUUCAGGUCAAUUUUUUACAGAACUUUCAAGUCAUUUGAAACCAGAACAACGCUGUUUAGGCAUUUUCUAUGACGACCCGAAAGUGGUACCAAAAGAUCAAUGUCGAUAUGCUGUUGGAGGUAUGAUAGCUAUGAACGAUGAUACUCCAGAUGAAGAACAGAAGAAAUACCUUAUUGGUGAAGGAUACAAAAUAUUUAAAUUGCCUACUGUGUCCUAUGCUGUUAAAACAGAUUUUCCAUACAUAAGCUACAUGUCGAUAAUACUUGCAGUGUUUAGAGUUUAUCCUAAACUUUCAAAAUAUGUUAAGGAAAAGAAAUUAUGUGCCCAUCCAUUUCUAGAAAUAUAUGAAGAUUCAAAAAUCCACUUUAUGGCUCCAUUAGCCAAACAGAAUGAGUUUUAUGUGGAAGAAGCAGCAGACAGUACCAUGGAAGACGGAGAGGACCUGGAUGAAUCUAUGUCAGCAGACAACAGCUCAUAUGGGGGAAGUGUAUCUCGCAGUGAAUUCUCAGUGGCAACUAGUUAUAUGGGAAGUAUAAUUGAGGAUUCAGAUGAUGAAGAUGAGGAUCUUUUGAGAUUGGAUGAAGUUAAAGAAGAACCAUCAGAUACACCUAUUAAAGAAAUAGAUGUAAAUGAUUCUGCUGACAGGGAGGUUACUCUUGAUGAUAUUCAGAACGUUGUCUUGCCAGAGUUGUCUUUACCUGAAGAUAUCACAGCAAGCAUUGCUAGCUUUCAGGAUUCUGGUUUUAGCUCUGAGCAAGUAAUAUCCCCUGAAAUGAGUCCCAUGAAAAAGGAAGAAGUCACUGAUGCCAAGAUAGGUGAUGUUCAGAACUUAGAUGCCAUGAAAAAAGAGGAUAGUCAAGAUUCAAUUGAUGGAAAUGAAUCCUCAUCCUCAUUUGAGGUUAUAGAUGAUAAAACAGAGUUGUGAUUAUUGUUUAUUAAUUGUUUAUUUUGUUGAUUUGGGAACAUUAGUGAAGUACUGGUUGAUUUGUUUAUGCAUUCAUUUCCCCAACUGUUUACAAAUUUUUAUUUAUUCAUUAUAUCUUGUUUGGCAAAUUAAAAAAAAAAAAUAACGAUGAAAAUUGUAAACAAUGAAAUGGGCAUGCUAUUUAGCAGAACAUAUUUGUUGUGAAAUCUUUUAAAUUAUCUAUACAAAAAUAUGAUAGACUAAAUACCUCACUCCAAACUUUUAAGUUAUUUAUUCUCUUAUUUUUUUUGUUUAAUAUUUGUGUUCAAGCUACAUGUAUUUGUAACAAUUACACAUUUUGUAAGCAGUGAAUUUUGAAGAAAUGCACAAUACUGUGUGUUAUGAAUACUCCCUUUUAACCCUUUCAGGCAAAUGAUGCCUUGAGGUAAUGCUGUUUAUGCCUGGACCAAUGAUGAUAUGCCUCAAAGCAUCUUCUGUCUGAUGCUAAACAAUCCCAUCAGGUAUUGUCAAUUCGUUGAAAUACUUGUUUCCAAUGUUUUUCAAGCAAACUUAUUAUGAAGCAGAAUAGUAAUUAUUUUUCUGAAUUGAUAUAUCUAAAACAAACAGAAUUUGAAUUUUCUACAAGUCUCAUUUUGCAGCUGAUCAAUGUCCACUCAAGUAUUAAUUAAAUUAUUUAUAAAAAUGUUAAAUACAUUGUACAAAUGCUUAUAUGCUUCCAUGUAUAUCAAGGGAUUGUACAUAAUGUACCUGCAAGUUUUAUGAUGAAACAUAUCAACUAUAAUGGUAGGCGGGAUGCACAUAUGUCUACCAUCUUCCACCUUCCAUUUUGAUUGGUGGAGAAAACCUAUCUAAUCUGUAAUGUACAAAUACAUAUAUAUUUACACAUUUAGUUGAUUGAUUUGCAUUUUUGCAUUAAGGACAAAAGUUUCUCAAUGUGGCAUUUUCAAAUAUUUUAAUGCUCCAAAAGUAAUGGCCAGGAUAUAAAGUGUUACCCAUGUCUUCUGAAGUGAAACAGCUGUCUUAGAACUUUUUUCAUUAUACAUGUACCUGCAACUAUUGCUCGGCUUUUUGAUACAUUUGUGUAUAAUGAAUGAUGUCUUACAGAUCGAAUUUUGUGUUCAGGUUGACAUAAUUUUCAUAGAAUUGUGACCCUUUGAGUUCUUGAACAUUGUAAUUUUCCUGACUUUUUUGUAAUACCUGCAGAUCUGGAGCUUAUUUGUUGUACAUAAGUGUAUAACGAUGACUUACAGAUAGAGUUUGAAUUUUUAUCUUUUUAUGCAAGCAGAUAUCAUGGAUAUGAUUUCUUAUUAACUGAUAUCAUAAAAAAAAUGUAAUCAGAGAAUUAUUGUGGUUAAUUUUGGCAGAGUUUGUAUGAAAUAUAUUUUUUCCCCUCUAUUUAUCAUUUUUUUCUAUUAACUUGUAUGUACACUAUACCGAAGCAGGGUAUCAAACAUGUGAUUUGGGCAGUACAUUAAAAGGCAGCUUGUCUGAUUUUUAAUGAUUGCUGGGUAAUCUGUUAAAAGAGGAGAAGAAUAUACUGUUGAGUGCCAUUUAAACUAUGCGGGUUUUUUUGUGUGUGCUUUAUUGUAUAGUGUUUAAAAGUCAUAAAUCUUUGAUAGUUA